AUGUUCGAACCACAGAGAGCGAUAGCCCGCAAUCACAGCCAAAGCCGUUUGAUAUCGAGAUGCGAAUACCACGUGGCCCGAUACCUAGCAAUAUGCCAAUUCGGAACGGGAGCGGUCAUCCUCGCACUUGGCUACAUCCUCACCCUCAAAGAACCAAAAGCCAUUACCCUGGGAACCGUCGACGUUCGACCGUUUUAUCGCUGUUACUGGCCAAGUUUCUUACUUUUUUUUGUGGCGACCCUAUGUGUCGUGAUUUCGUCGACUUUCAAGCGGCAUGACGCUCCGUUCUACUUUCUCGUUGUCUUUUUCGUAUCUAGUGUUGUUGUCAUGGUAACUUGCCUCGCUGUCGGCUUUCUUGUGGCUCUGAUGGCAUCGCAUCUGUCGGCAUAUGACUUGGAAAAUUGUAUCACUCUGUCUGUGUCGACUCAGGGAUUGUUGUAUAUGGAGUAUGGACCAGUUUGUCUCUGCAGUCCUCAAAUCUUGAAUGGAACUCUUCCGACUGUCAAGCUGGUUGACUUGUUUGCGUUUAGUUCAGACUGUCAUCAGGCGUUGAGUGUCGUAGCGCCUCUUCUUAAGGCUGCUUCAUGUGCUAUACUUGUGGGUGGUGUUGAAGUUAUGUUGUCGACUCUUGUUGGUCGAUUUGGGUUUAGUUUCACGAAGAGGAGAAAUCAGUUGGAGCAACAAGAUCAACAGAACUCUUGAAUAUAUAUAUAUAUAUAUAUAUAUAUAUAUAUAUAUAUAUUAAGUAAUUUAAUUUUAUAAGUGACUACAAUAUAUUAAUUAGUGAAAUGUUGUAUAUACUAAGGUAUGUUUAGUUAAUUGUUGUUCAAUCUGCUGUCUCUGCAUGGACUCUUGGGUUGU
Corticium candelabrum is the source of this 861-nucleotide messenger RNA. RefSeq lists its product as uncharacterized. The record is from RefSeq and is a predicted model, not a curated record. The coding region runs from base 1 to 702 and encodes 233 amino acids. The transcript has a single exon. NCBI's taxonomy places the organism in Eukaryota, Metazoa, Porifera, Homoscleromorpha, Homosclerophorida, Plakinidae.